Wyeomyia smithii (pitcher-plant mosquito) is the source of this 9781-nucleotide messenger RNA. RefSeq names its product GATA zinc finger domain-containing protein 10-like. The record is from RefSeq and is a predicted model, not a curated record. NCBI's taxonomy places the organism in Eukaryota, Metazoa, Arthropoda, Insecta, Diptera, Culicidae. The annotation marks the transcript as partial. The transcript has a single exon.
CUAGAGGCUCCCCCUCCACCGCCUCGGAGGGGAGGUUCGCAGCAUCAAAUCUGCCCCGGCAACAACUGCAACGGGACGGCCACAACGUUCCUCCAGCUCAGCCAGGAGCAUCUGAAGCAGCCGGGAAUGAAACUGUUUCCCAAUUACACCCCACCGAUUCCACCGCACAGCGAUGGCCCCAGCAACACCAGCGCCAACUUCUCGACGUUGUCUAACAAUGUCAACAACCAUCACUACCACCAGAUAACCUACCACACGCAGACCCUCGCACCGCUUCGUCUCAACCAGGACCAUUUCAACGUUAAAACGAACACCCUCGCCGGUUGUGCUGCUGGAAUAGUGUCCGGUUCUGACCAGCCGAAUGGUCGCCAGAAAUAUCAAACCCAUCACCAUCACCACCACCACCAACAUCAGCAUCCGCAGCAGCAGCAGCAACAGCAGCAACAGUCCCAUCAUCAUCAUCAUCACCAUCCGCAACUGUCCGACCACGAACUAGAAGACGACGAUGUGUUCGACGAUAAUGAGGAUGACAGCAACAAUAGUGGAACCGCAUCGCCACUGCCGCCAUCGGUGCAACUGCCUGCGUCACUACCGUCCACACCGACGCCCCCGGAUCUGCCAAUCCGUAACGGGUUGGCGACGAAUUACAAUGUAAAUACACUUAAUCACAUCAACAAUAAUACGGCCACCACCGGGGGUGGCAUUCGAGAGAACGGCGUAAAAAUGUCCUCCCCGGGUGUGGCCGCCAUAGGCGUCGGCGUCGCCGGCGGAGAACGCCCGGUCACCACUAACCGGAAGGCGAUGCGACACUACCACUGAUCGGUAGGAGAGGAGACGGUUCCUUCGCCGGUGACCGUUCUCGUGUGGUACAGGUAAUGCCCGAGGGCGCCCGCCGUUACACACAUAACUACGAGCAGACGCGAUGUUUUUGUACAGCCUAUUUAUCCUUAUUGUGAUUUUUAAGCUACGCUGUGUACUAAAUGUAAUGUAGUAACGAUUCUGGUGCGGUUCCCGCUGCGUCAGUGUUGGGAUUUGAUUCGAUUUUGUGCUAUGAGCUGCUAAUGGGGUGAGCAGAUGCAUUUUACCAUCAAACUUUUUGAUUCUUACUAGUUCUCAAAAAUCCAUUUUUAUUAUUGGAUAAAAUAAUAACUGAUUACUAGUAGGGUAGAGCGGGGCUAGUUGGUUACGGGGUAAGUUGGUCAACGAGAAUAUCUUCGAAUCUACGUAUCGAAAAAAAUCGUGUUAUACGGGUGAUAUGUAGUAGAUAACCAAAGAAACUAAAAGACAAAAUGUAGUACAGUUUUAAUCAGAACGUAUAAUAAAUACAGGUUGGUGCCAAAUUGGACAUCAAUUCUACUCGGUUUUCAAGUUUAAACUUUUUGUCUAAACAAAGCUAGCCAAAACGAAAUAAACCUGACUCAACGCAUAAUGAAAGUCCUUUUUGUUUGUUUUAAGUUGUGUAGAGCAAACUUUCGCCAAAAUUUUGCUUUCAUAUAUUUUAUGUAAUUUUCAUAUUUAAUACAUGAGGGGCUAGUUGGUCACAUACUAGCGAGGCUGAUUGGUCUUAUGCACAUCAUCAAUAAAUUCAAGUAACCAAGUAUAUGCAAUUCCAGGAACGGUGCAUUUCGUGAUGCAAACUAAAACCAAGCGAAAACAGUAUGUGCUCUGUUUAUCGAAACAAUUUUUUUUAACGAUACACAAUUUGGUAGAAAUUAUCUCCAUUUCAUCGUCAUUUUUUAUGAACAUUGUGCACUGAAACAAUAAAUACCGAGUCAUUGAUUUAAAAAAUUUAAAACGUACACUAAUGCAUCGACAAAUGCCUCCUACCUGACAAAAAUUUCGGCGAAUGCAAGCUUUCAACGGCAAUGUUACUAAUGUUACUAUAGUUUUGUGCUUGUGGUUGCAGAUGCGUAUCUAGAAUUCGGCUCCGGUUCCUAAUCAGAGAGAUUUUAACAUAUGCUUCUUGCAGGUAUGAAAGAGUAACACGAUUUUUUUCAUGCAAUUAUGAGUCACUUUUCUAAUGGUUCGGGAUUUUAGAAAGCGAACGUAUAAAUAAAAAACCAGAAGUGGUUCGACUUCCGCUGAGACGCUACAGAGUGGCGCAAAUGUAGUGAAGAAGGAUAACUGAAUCAAUCAUUCCGAAAUAAAAAUGGUCAAUUAACCCCACACCCUGACCAACUUACCCCACUUGAGGGGCUAGUUGGCCAUUUUGACAUCCACUCAAAAAACAUAAAAUAUCCGCAAAAUCGUAAACUAUUUUAUGUAGUUCAUAUUUUUUCUAGAAGCUAUAGACUUAACACAACAUUUUCAUGUUAUGACUUUCCGCCAUGAUAUUCUCUGCGAAAAGUUACAGAACAUUUAGACCAAAAAUGACCAACUAGCCCCGCUCUACCCUAAUAAAUUCUUCUACAUUCAAACCGAAUUUAACUUUUCUAAUGAUGCAAACGCAGCAAACAAUUUUAAAUUCUUUGAUUUGCUUUUUAGCAGCUCGGUGGUCGAACGACAUACAUAUCUCCAUGCAAGAAACUAUUGAAUUAAAAGUUCUCAAUUAUCCGUAAUUUUUCAAUUGUUAAAGUUCGUGCCUUAUUUCCUAGUCCUAGUUUUGAUCACUCUUGUCAAAAUACGCCUGUAGUGUUGUUGUCUUUCUUUAUGUUUUUGAUUUCCACUUCAUGCACUGCCUAUUAUCUGAAUUAAAAUCGAAACGUUGGCGUUAAAAGUGUAACAAUCCUUUUCGAGGCUCUUCAAUUUUAUUUUGAUGCGAGUUUCUCGAAAAUAACGAAUGUUUUUUUACUGUCUAAAUUACUUUUCAUAAGGGAAUAUUGAAACUAUUCAAGGCAAAUUCAACAAAAAUACAGUCAGACUGUAACCAAUAAAAAAUAAGUUUUUAAACUCAAAAUUUGUAGUUCUGACCAUCAAUUUGCUAAAAUAAUAGGUUAUCAAUAGUUAGUCAACAACCAACACUAACAUGUCACUGGUAAAAGUUGUCGUAAAUGAUAGCCCAAUGUUCACCUUAUGAGGGGUCUUCACAUCGAGUUCGUAGAGAAAUACCCAGCCGUAAACGGUGUAUCUUCCAUUACUCGUCAAUGGAGGGGAGUAUUUUUACGGCUGGGUAUUUGUAUACGAGCUCGACAUGAAUAUCCAUAUUGUUUUUUUUUUUUACUAUGGGUUGAUUGAUAAAGUUUUCAUAUCAUUUACGGAUCAUAAUUCUCAUUAUUGCACACCCUAACCACUCAACACUGUUUUAUCUUGCUAUUUUGCACCCACUAUAAAAAUCCAUUCGCUGCCCCUGACGGAUUUAACUGAACAAAAUCCAACAUGUAUAAGCAAUUCUAGUAAAUGAGUAGAUCAGUUGUUUGAUUGCAUAAGGCCGCUGCUUUCAUUGGCGAGUCGGCGGCCGACACGGAUAAGUAGAACUCAGAGAUGCGUCUCCGCCACAUGAAUUUUCUAAUUUUACUUUUGUUUUACAUACAUUUGUAUUACAUGGUGAGAGCAUUUGUAUUACACUCCAUGAUUCACUGGUCAACACAGGUUUACUCCAAAAGUUUGACCUUUUGGAAUGCAUUUUUUUCAUGUUGUCGACCAGUGUUAUACAUCCACAGCAAAGAUACCAUGUUAGCGUCACUUGUCAAAUGUCGCCUAAGUUUGUAAAUUCGGAAUUCUCUCUGCAGUAUUUUUGGCGAAUUUGGGAUUGUUUCUGUUUUCUUUGAAUCGUGUCUGUCUAGUCUUUUUCACUCCGGAUAAUCGACUUUUCCGUAUAAUCGAAUCCGCAAGUUUUUUUUACAAAUUUACCUUUGGCGAACGUAAAAUAUUUUUUUUUUUCGUUAAGUUACUUGAAUAAUGCAAUGGCGUAACCAGAAAUCAUUUCUGGGGAAAAAAGAGUGAAUUCUCGAGAAGCAAAAAAAUAAAUUAGACACUAAUUGGUUCCUCUUAAGGGAUAAUAUCUACCAAAUGCUCAAAAAAACAAGGCUUUUUUCAUGAAUGUUUUUACUGGACAUUUGAGAUGUAAGGUAUAAAAAUAAUAUAUCGUUGGAUUGAGCAACUCUUGCAGAAUGGAAAAAAAAAAUUAAUUGCUAUUUUUGUUACAAAAUGGCGGCUGUACAGCGAUAACCGUGAAUCGCCUUUUUUUAAGUUUUUCCGCGGCGAGAAAUAGAAGUCGUGCCCAACUUUACCUAUAACCAAAACGAAAAUUUUUUCAUUAUCUACAAAAAUGUCGCUAGUGAAAUACACAUGAUUAUAUUUUUAGAAUUUUUCUUCGCAAAAUGGCAACGGCUUGAACAAAAAACAAAGUUCUGUUUCGACUAGAAAAAUCGACUUUGAUUGUUUAUAACUUUAGUUGUUGUUAAUCAAUCGCUAAAAUCGUGUGUACUUCACUAGAUAAUCUAAUGAAGAAGCUACAGUUAAAAUUUCAAGUCAAUCGGAUGUAAACUUUUUCAGUUCUACUGCUCGCCGAUUUUGAAAACAUGGUUUUGAGCAAAACACGUUUAAAGUUUUCAAAUGCUAUAAAUCUUAAGAAUCGCAAUAAUAAAGCCCCUAAUAAUUUUUUUACCUUCAGCCAGCUAUCCCUGCGCCAUAAAGUUGUCCUUCCUUUCUAAGAGCUCCUCUUGUUUAAUUUUAUUCCAUUUAACAUGGAUACUAAACGCUUACUUUUGUUUAAAACACUGUUCACACAAUAACAACCUAUCUCCUAGUAUUAUUAAUCAUUUCCGAGGGGUCUUCAUACUACUGGGCGUCAGUUUUGAAAAACCCCCGAACAGUUAUGGUCGUGUUGUAUUAAAAACGCACAAAACUGCGUUUAUUUGCAAAAUUGCGUAAAAGCCAACCUUCUUCAAGUAUGAGAUUUGGAAGGAUUAUUGUAAACUAAAAAAAAUGGCAAAUUGAAAAACCCAUGUAACCGGAGCUAAAAUAUAACCCGUUUAAUUGAGUCAUCCGAACAAACAAAAAUAUUAACUAUUUGCUUGCGCAAGGCCGCCGCUUUCGACGGCGAGUCGGUGGUUAAACCAGUGGAGAGCUUAGUUACUUUGAACCGUUCCAUUGCUUUGCCCUUGAUGAUGUUUGAUCACCUCAUCUUUCUGUAGAAUAUACGGUGCAUAUCCAUGAUGGCAGAAAAAGCUUCAAUACAAUGAAUACUGUAGAAAAUUUUGCUUAGAGUUUUUUUUUUUUAAUUUAAAAAAUAAAGUGUUUGUUACAUAGUUUACUGUUUUAGAGAUCUUUUGUGAACUAGAAUAUCAAAAAUUAUUCUACCCUCAAACCUCUUUUUUGAAAAAAAAAACAUCUCAGUUGUUUCUCAGGCAUACUUUUGGAUACAAAAUUUAAGGGAUUUUCAGAUAAUCCCUAUUUCAUAUUUUCAUCUAAAAUCUUUCAUCAUUCCGGGCAGUUUUAAGUGGGGCCCCAAAAUUAGCAAAACCGUUUUUUCAUCGUAUGAAUUAUAACAUUUAUUUGUUAUUGAAAAGUUAUCAAAAAUUUGUUACAUUUUUUUCUUACGGGUUUAUUCGCAGAGAACUUAUUAAUUGAAUAAUCAACAUUCAACUCCUUCAGUACUCACAACUUAACAAUCCUAAGUUUGACAGCCUUCCAUUCUUCAGACUGCGCAAAUAUCUGACAACAAUCUACAGAAACUAGGAAAAAACUAUACACAUCUGCAGGUCAAUAAAAUCUGCACACAGACUCCGAAAAUCUACAUUUUGCAAAGCACAUCUGAACUUUUAUGGAUGUAGUUGUGAUAUUGGCGCUCGCAAAAAAAUAACACUGAAGGAAAGUUUCAGAUUAAAAUGGUCUGUUCAAAUUUUCUUGCUGUAAAUCGAACUUUUGAUUAAAUCUCAUUUUGGAUAGAGAAAAAAAACUGUUUCUCGGUUUGUUGGGGCCCCAAAAGUGUGGGGGUCCGGCCCCCUACUCCUUAAAUCCGCCUCUGAUUCCGGGGUAUUAUUUUUCCACUAUUCUUUGUUAAGCCAUUACUGAAUCAGAAAUGAUAAUUAAACAAAUUAGGUUUUCUCUCAAAACAAUUUCCUGAUUGCUCCGCUAUAUGAACAACUUUGUCAAAUUCGUAAUCUAUGCGUAUGCUUGUAAAAAACUUACUCUUCUUCUGGAGAAGGCAUUAUUUAACAAAUUUUUGUCAGAUAGAAAUUUGAGUUGGAAAAUAAUAGACUUUUCAUAAUAUUACAUCGUCUAAAUUAUCGAAAGCCAUUUCCAUAUCUAAUCUUAGAAGAGCUGUUAUGGAAACAACCGCAAAUAACUCAGACAAACCGGCACUCCUUAUCUCAUCACACCGAGAACAAUUGCCACCGCACACUGGAGACCCCAUUAUUACCGGGUCGACGGGCAAUUAAUUUCGCACUUUAAAGCUCACCGCUACCCCCCCCCCCCCCCCCCCCGCUAGAUGGUACUAGAACGUCGAUCAAGCCAAUGCAACACCAGCCGCCAGUCUCGCGGUGAUGAAAGACAGCCGCUUCCGAAGAGCCUCCUUUUUACGCGCCCCAGCCACCAAUUCCUAUUCGAUGUGUUUUCACAGUAAAUAUGAUUGAUGGCUUGCUUCCAUCGUGAGAGCAGGAUGAUGAUUCCGGGCGCAAGUUAGUACGGUUUGUAAUUUGCUAACCUAAAGGUAAAGUUCGGCUUUCCUUUCACCUCGCAAGUCGCUAGAUCGGCAAUUAAUUUGGAGCGCAAAAAUCGAGAUCCCCUGGAUGAUGGUCGCUCUUUUUUUUGUUGCCUGUACUGAACUCAUCAUUAAACUACGCACUAGGCCCCAGGCUGGAUUACGAGUGAGAAUGCUGACAGAUUUGAGCUCCGUUUGCUGGAUGACCGGCUGGACGAAAGCGAAGAACAAGAUAAUUGAUGAUCGAUGGAGUGGUCUAGUUUUGCGACGGUAAAGACUACUGGCCAAAUCGACCGACAGUGUAGGGUGAGUGAGGGUAUAUUUGGCUCAUUAGACAGAGUGAUUGGGUCAUAAAUCCUUGAGUGAGUGUGGAAAUGCCGAAAAAAGGUUGCAGGCGCUAGAAUUGCUUUUUUUUUCUGGGGAACUAUAUUGACGUACUAAAUUUCGCUUUAAUUUCAUGCUUCUGACAGGCUGAUUCAUCGUGCGAUUUUUUUAUUUUGCUGACCUGAAAAAGAAAACAACAGACAAAAGGAGGCUGAUGUACACGACUGACCUAUUUUUGGUUGAUGAACCGAAAGAAAUGACACAGUUUAUUGUUGGGAUGGGAUUCAAGGGGGAGCUAUUAGCGAUGGGAUUUGUGACCCGCGUCGCGGUUUGUUACGGAUAAUUAAUCUAAUGAGGUUCACUGCUUGAACCGAAUGGCGUAUUUAAACUAAAUUAUGCAAUAAUUAUUCAUAUCAAAGAUAGCCUUUCUGAAACGCUGCUCAUCUUUAGUUAAGGACAGCUUAACAUAUUUGCUAUUAUCUAAAUCUGUUUAAUCAACAAAGAUAAGUUACUUUUGCAAAAUCACCGAUGUAGAGAGUUUUUCCAAUUUUCCACUCAAGGCAACCGCCGCGAAGCGGACGUCGAUUCAAUCUCUGCAAAGCUGUUCAAAAUUUAAACUCAAUUACUGCUUCUAAUUAAGCGUUAAUUGAUCCGGGUUCCUAGCGCCCCUUCGUGUUGACUAGCGGAGAGAGUCCUGCCCGGUCUAGAAACAAGCGCGCACUGGUUUCGCAUUCAUGCUAUCAUGCAACAACAAAGCAAGUUUUAAUCGGCAGUUAUAAUUUUAGAAAAUCGUUUAGCCAAUCAAUGCGAGCAAGCUUUUACACGGCAAGAAAAUCUUCGAAGCACGCCGGAAAGCCUAGAUCACCGUAACCCCGCUACUGCCGCUCGGAGUAAACCUAAUUACGAUAGGAGUAAAAAAACGAUUAAAAAUUAUUUUCCCGUUUUCCUACUCCCAUAAAAGUUUUAAAUAAUCAAGAGCAAAACAUAGCGCUACUUAAAGAAAGGUGUAAAACGGGGUUGGAAAUGUCGUUUGCCGAGCGGAGUGACAGGCCACCUGCCCCGGCCUGCUUUCGGUUCUGGUCAAACAGGCAGAUCAAAGCAAAAACCCCGGAUGCAGCGAUAAAGUUGCCGUAUAAUAGAAUCGUAAAACUCCGGUUAACUAGAUCAUAGCCGUGCAAGGGAUUUCUGCUAAGGAGGGGGUGGGGCUGUGGUGUUCAACUAAAUGGAUUUUUAGGCUUAAAAAUACUAGAUUAUUUUUUUUUAUUUAAAUUAUUGACUGUUUGCAUCAAUCAGAUUCAAACAUAAAUAAUAUAUUUUUCAACCUAAUUAUUUUUCACCCUCGUGUGCACAGCUAUGGACUGGAGGCAAGAACAUAAGCGAUACAUACGUACGUAGUUGAAUAGAAGCACGCGGUUUUCGGAUAAGUGGCUAUUAUUGCGAUGUUUCCAGUAAUAUUCCCCGUCUCACAUCCGUGGGGCAGUUAAAAGCAAGACAUUAGCCCUAACUCGGUAAGCAUAGAUGAUGAGACUGGCGAUAACGAUGGGUACGUGCCCUGGGUAAAUGUCGGGUUCAAUGUUUUUAUUUGGUUAUAAAGAACUACUGCCUGCACACGGCAAUAAUUACUGUACUACUCUCGUGUUAAACUACUAGAAACUCAACCGAUACAGACGUUGUUAUACCACAAUUUCUAUGAAAAAAAUGAGGAUGAUCAUUGAUCAUCUUCUCAUAAACUAAAUGUAAUUGGAAAAUCUUUCAACUCUACUCGCCUUGAUGUGCCAUAAGACGAAAAAUAAACGACUCAAAAAAUAAGCACAUGUUAAUUUCACUAUUUCUCCUCCACUGAAGCACCAAGCGAGCCUCCUGCCAGCAGGAAGCCAAUCAACGAAAACCCAUCAAACGAUGUCAGCGGGAAAUCACCAGAGGUAAUUAUGUAAUUUAGCAAGCAGUUAGUAUAGCGCGAAUGCCGACAUGGCGGCGAUAAAACAUACCGUACAUGUCUCGUAAUCUGUGUACAAUUUCAAAGCAAUAUCUACCUACUUUACAAAUCUUGAUAUGCGAGCGCAACACUCGCACGCACACACACAUAAACUAAGCCCGAAUCGUACCACAAACCGUACUGUACUUCUACUAUUCGAUAGUUAAGCAACUUGUGAAUUGAUUUCCGAUAACGAUUGUGACUGUUUACAUACAUUUUUUUUUGUAAAACUGUAAAAAUCUCUAGUUGUUGAAAUAUGUUGUAAAUAGUUAGGAAACAAAAUGUUGAUCCGUCUGUCGAGAAAUCAAGAGAAUUUAGAUGCGAUACGAACGAUUGUACAUAGAACCUGAAGUUAGUAGCGCUAGGAAUAUAAACAACUCAAAAGGCAACAAUGAAUGGAAUUUAGGUAAAUUUCCUACUUUAAAAGGAUCGGAAAAUAUUAGUUCAAACUAAUAUCAUCAGCGUCAUCCUAGCCUAGCCUAGUGAUUAUAGAUUACAAUAGAACCUAGGGAAGCAGCUACAAUAGAGUUUUUCGCAACCAAAAACGAACUGGAUCAAUAGAGGUAAAGCUGUUAAAUCGUACUUUUAUCACACUAUCACUCAUACUACUGCAAUGAACACAGAAUCAAACUAAAGCAAAAAAAAAAACACACACAAAGUGAAAUCCGUACUGUAGGCAACUAGUUAAACUAUACAUAAAUAUAUAUAAACUAAACCUAUUCCAUAAGACGACAUAAAUCAAAUGGAUAUUGAUAUUGAUGAAGCAAAGCUAAGAGGAACUAUCUAGUUAUAACUGAAAGUAUCAAACAGCUUGUACAUACUGGAAAUCUAUAUUAAACUCUCGAUCGAGAAACAUGAAAAACGGUGAAAAUAAACGAGUAUUUUUGAUUAAAAGU